CAAACCGACGCAUCGCGCAAACACAGAACCUUCGGAUGUCGACUUCGUCGCCGGCGAUGGCGUCGCCGCCGCCGCCACCACGGCACGAGCUCGACCUCGACGCCUUCCUCCCCUCCUCUCCAACCUCCUCCACAGCCUCCGACGCCGACCACCGCCGCGCCGUGGACGAUCUGCUCCUCCUCCUACCCUCGUCCGACUCCGAUGCCGAGGAGUCCAGCCCUAUUCCCAGCACCAGCAGAGAAAUUUUAGCGCGUCUCCGAGCCCCACCGCCGCCCGCGUCUUCCCCUAAACCGUCGCCGUCGCCUUCUCCUACCCCAUCCGCGUCCGCGUCCCCGAGGAGAUCCGCAUCCGCCUCGUCGUCGGAGACCCUCUCUUCACUAGUUUCGAGAACCUUCUCGAGCAACGGUGCCUCCUCCUCGUCGUCGAAGCCGCUCCCCUCGCUCUUCCGCGGCGUCCGCCCCAGCCCAAAGCCAGGCGCCGCGCUAGCCGCUGCUGCCGCAGCAUCCCGCGCCGUCCUCACCCCGCACGCCGCUGCCAUUAAGUCCCGCCGAUCAGUCUCGGCGCCUGUCGAGAAGCUCCUGGAGGAUGGCAGUGGCUCAGAAGCCUCCGAGGAGCUCCCUUCCACUGGAAGCUUGGAAGCAGAGGUAGAAGAGAAGCGGAAUGUGGAAGUGGUUGCUGAGGCGACCAAUCAAACUGCUGGUGGGAGUGGGGGUGAGGAAUUGGAAGAGGAGAAACAUGGAGAAGUGGGAACUAAAGAGAAUUCUGAGCCUACGAAGCUGGUGGAGGCAGUUACUCUGGAUUCUGUAGUUGCGGAGGAUUUCAGUGGGCAUGAGCAGGUUGAUGAUGGCAAUUUGGCAGAAAUCAACCAAGUUGGGAAUCGAAUUGGUGCUCUCGAUAAUGAGGAAAAUGCAGACGACCAAAUCAGAGCUGAUAAUUGCUUGGAGUCUGGUCAGGGUGUGUAUCCAGUUGCGGCUGUUUCCAAGGAAAUUUUUUAUGACGACCAGGAAGCUGAAGGAUCCGACAGUGUCAUGGAAGAGCAAGUGGAAUCUGAGAGCGACAUUGAUAAGGUGAUCGAAGAAAGGAUGGAGCAAUUGGAGAUCAGCAGGAAGGCUGAGAAGAAUGCAGAGAAGAAGCUGAAGGCGUCAAUGAAACCGUUGGAGUGGGCAGAGGAGCUUGAGAAGAGGCAGGCCUCGUUUGGGCAGCACUGGGAGGAGGGAGCAGCUGCGCAACCCAUGCAACUAGAGGGGAUUGGAAAGGGCCCACCAGCUAUCGGAUACAUGCAAAUUGAGAUGGAUAACCCUUUAACUCGUGCUAUAGCCUCACCGUCGUUUCGGACGGACCAUGGCUCUCCCCAGGUGCUGGCAGUUCAUAGGAGCUAUAUAGCGAUGGGCACGUCUAAAGGUGCUGUCAUCAUCAUUCCAAGCAGAUACUCCAUUCAUCAAGCUGAUGAUACAGACGCAAAGAUGCUGUUGUUUUGGAACCAAGGUGAGAAGACUCAAUCACCAGUGACUGCCAUGUGCUUUAACCAGCAAGGGGAUCUUCUACUAGUAGGAUAUGGUGAUGGUCACAUGACAAUUUGGGAUGUACAGAAAGCUGCGGCAGCAAAAGUCAUAUACGGUGAGCAUACAGCACCAGUAGUGCAUGCUUGUUUUAUCCGCCAAUCUAAAGCCAUCACUGGUGAUUCAAAAGGGGUAGUUCUAUUGCACACAUUUUCCAUUAUCCCUGUGAUUAAUCGCUUGACUGUCAAGGCAACCCAGCGCCUUUUUGAUGGAAAUACGGGAAUUGUGCUCUCAGCCUGUCCUCUUCUAGUGGAUGAAUCCUUUGGUUUUAGCAACUCAUCUGCCCAGGGAAACCAAACAACUUCCUCUGGUGGUGGUCUUGGCAGCAUGAUGGGAGGUGUUGUUGGAGGUGUAGUUGGAGUAGAUUCCGGAUGGAAGUUUUUCAAUGAAAGUUCUUCUCCAAUGGAGGAUGGUGUUGUAGUCAUGUUUAUUAUGCAUCAACAUGCUCUUGUGGUUAGACUCCGUACCAACAUUGACCAUGUUGACCAUAUUGAGACCUUCUCUAGACCAGAUGGAGCACGAGAGGGCUCCAUCGCUUAUGCUGCAUGGAAAUACACAUCAUCCUUGAGUGAUUCAUCAUCACUAGAUGAAGAACGACUAUCGUGGCUUGCACUUGCAUGGGACCGCCAAGUGCAAGUGGCGAAGUUUGUUAAAGCAAAGAUAGUUAAACACAAGGAAUGGAAGCUUGAUAGUGCAGCUGUUGGUGUCGCCUGGUUAGAUGAUCAGAUGUUAGUUGUCCUUAAUUUGAGAGGACAGCUCUGUUUGUUCUCUAAAGAUGGCAGUGAGCUUCGCAGAACCACCUUUGUUCCUGAUGGCCUUGUGUUUGAUGACACCAUUCUGCACCAUGCACAUUUUUCUAACAGGUUUGGUAACCCAGAGAGGCAUUUUAACAGUUCGGUAGCAGUAAGAGGUGCUACAGUGUAUAUUAUUGGGCCAACCUUUCUCACAGUUUCCCGACUUCUUCCGUGGAAAGAACGCAUUGAAGCACUAAAGAGGGCCGGUGACUGGAUGGGUGCACUGGACAUGGCAAUGAGGCUUUAUGAUGGUCAAACGCAGGGUGUCGUUGAUCUCCCGAGAACAGUUGAUUCUAUUAGAGAAGCCAUAAUGCCGUACUUAGUAGAGUUGCUGCUAUCAUAUAUCAGUUAUGUCUUCGAAUAUAUUUCAAUUGCAUUGUCAAAUCAUACCGGGAAAUGGGGAGAAUCAGAUGGCCUGAUAGAGGCUGAUAGAUCCUUGUUGACACAAAGAGAGGAACAAUAUGCUCGUGUAGGAGGGGUUGCAGUUGAGUAUUGUGUCCACAUUGGGCGUAAUGACAUCCUUUUCGACACGGUCUUCUCAAAGUUUGUUGCUGCACAAAGUGGGGGUAUAUUUCUGGAGGUACUAGAGCCCUAUAUAUUGAAGGAUAUGCUUGGUUCUUUGCCACCUGAGAUUAUGCAAGCGCUAGUAGAGCAUUAUGGUGGCAAAGGAUGGUUGCAGCGAGUUGAACAAUGCAUUCUUCAUAUGGAUAUUUCUUCAUUGGAUUUUAAUCAGGUAGUCAGACUGUGUCGUGAACAUGGGUUGUAUGGUGCACUAAUUUAUUUAUUUAACCAAGGUUUGAAUGAUUUCCGUACUCCUUUAGAGGAACUUCUAUCAGUCAUUCAGAACGCCAAUAGAAAAGAUGCUUCUUCUACUUGCUACAGGAUGCUUGUUUAUCUGAAAUAUUGCUUUCAGGGCCUGGCAUUUCCUCCAGGGCAUGGAAUAAUUCCCCAAUCCCGCCUUCUCUCAGUGAGAGAAGAACUUCUGCAAUUUCUGCUUGAGGAGUCUAAGUCGCUCACUUCUGAAGUAUUUAAGGGUUUCAAUGCUUCUUGCGGAAAAUGCCCCAAAAUAUGCUAUCUGCUAUGGAUGGAUACAGAAGCCACUCUGGAAGUUCUCAAAUGUGCUUUUGCACAGGACAGUUUUGAACCUAGAGAUGGCCCUUCUAGUACUAUUGAUGCAUCUGUCUCAGAGGAUGACGAGGGUAUUAAUGCUGGAAGCCCAGAGACUCGAAAUACUAUGGUACAAAAUGUAGUGGACGCCAUCAUUGACAUUGUUGGUUUGGAAAAUGAGGUGAUUCGAUCCAUUGUUACGGGUACUGCUGAGUCAGAAUUUUGGCCUUCAGAGAAGGAAUUUGGUUAUAUAAUCGAGUUUGUGUCCUCUUUUGUCUCCAGCAAAAGGGCUAAUGCAUCUAAAAGAGUUGUUAUGCACAUUCUUACUUAUCUCACUUCGUCAUAUGAUGAUACAAGAACGCCAACUCAGAAAGAAAAAGAAGUUCUUCAAGUCUUUAAUGCAGUUCCCCGAAAUGACUGGAAUUCUAAUUUUGUCUUGAAUCUCUGUUUAGAUGCUCAUUUUUAUCAGGCCUGUGGCUUGAUAUUUACGACUAGAAAUCAGAAUUUGGCUGCAUUAGAUAGUUACAUGAAGGAUAAAGAGGAACCAUUCCACACUUUUAUCUUCAUCAAUAAAAAGUUGUUCGAAUUGGCGGAUGAUGAAGCGUCAUCAUUUCGUUCCACAGUAAUAUCUCGUUUUCCUGAGCUAGUCAAACUAAGCAGGGAGUGUGCAUUUGUCUUAGUCAUUGAUCAUUUCUAUGAUGAGAUCCAGCAAAUAAUGGCAGAGCUUCGUUCUGAUCGAUACAGCCUAUAUCUUUUCUUGAAAACUGCUAUUGAAGUACAGUUGUCAGGAAAACUUGAUUUCAAUGAGCUUAGUGUCAGAAACAAUCAAACUGUUGAACUUCAGUACUCUUCCACUGACAUUGAAGGUUAUCUGCAGAGGUUAUCAAAUCUCCCCAAGUUAGACCACAAUCCUGUUUCAAUCAAUGACGAGUUAGUUGAACUAUAUCUGGAGCUUUUGUGUCAGUAUGAGCGAAGGUCGGUUCUGAAGUUCCUGGAGACUUUUGACAGUUACAGAUUGGAGCGGUGUUUGCAUCUUUGUCUAGAUUAUGGUGUUACAGAUGCUGCUGCAUUUUUACAAGAGAGGGUUGGUGAUGUUGGGAGUGCCCUUGCACUUGUUCUAGCUGGACUUGAUGAGAAAAUCAGCCUAUUUAUCUCUUCUGUGGAAAAUUCUUUCUCUGGUGUUGCAUCAAAAAGUAUCUCCGAGACUAAGCAACCAGACAAUUUUCUAGAAAUGAGUGAGGCCCAUCCCGUGCUUGAUGCAUUACAUACCUCCAUUGGAUUGUGCCAAAGGAAUUCACAGCGCUUGGACCCAGAGGAGUCUCAGUCCCUUUGGUUCCAACUGCUUGACUCCUUCUCAGAGCCACUGAAAAAGUUGUACGGAAGCAAGGAUGCAAAAUGUGCCCGGUCCAAGGGGAGUGAAACACCAAAUGAACAGCCAAAGGGAAAAAAACUAUCACAGCAAGUGAGGAUUUCGGCUAAAGAAAGUUGCUUGAAUGCUCUGUGGAAAAUAUUUUCACAAUUUGUUGGAGAAAUAAUAGAGGCAAUGGCUGGGUAUAUACCCCUACCAGCAAUCAUGGCAAAAUUAUUAUCCGACAAUGGAAGUCAAGAGUUCGGUGAUUUCAAACUUGUGAUACAUAGAAUGUUGUCUAUGUAUCUUUACGAAAAAAGAAUACUGGAAACAGCUAAGUCGGUAAUUGAGGAUGACUCAUUUUAUACUUUGAGCGUACUAAAGAGAGGAGUUUGUCAUGGAUUUGCUCCGCAGACUUUUGCAUGUUGCAUAUGCAACUGCUCACUUUCGAAAGAAGGUGCUAUGUCAGCCAUACGGUUAUUCAGUUGUGGGCAUGCAACACAUCUUCACUGUGAGUCUGAGCAAAGCAGAUCAUCCAAUAGGGAAUCCAAAGAUGGAUGCCCUAUCUGUCUCUCAACAAGUAGUGCACAAGCCCGGAACAAAUCACCUAUAUCUGAGAAUGAGCUUGUGAAUUAUUCUGGGGCUGAAAAUGAAGUAUCACAUGGCAUACAUCACAUUCAUGAAGCAGAUCAUGCUGAGAGAUCUCGUGGGCUUCAACACAUGUCACGGUAUGAAAUACUGAAUAAUCUUCAGAAAGCACAGAAGACCUUUCAUAUAGAAACUGUACCUCCAUUGAAACUUUCACCACCAUCUAUAUAUCAUGAAAAGAUACAGAAGAGGACCAUUUUGGCGGGGGAGCCCAGCAAACAUUCAGUUAGAAGUCAAAAGCCCCAGAAAAUAUGGCAAAUGAAGGAACAAAAAUCAAAACAAACAGGGACUCGGCUUCCGCAAAAGUCAAGUGUACUCCGUUCUCAGAAAAGUCAACUACCGUAGUGUAAAGAUUGUAUGGAACCAGAUUCAAACUGAUUAUCGAUUUGCUUCAUGUCAUCGCGGCUAUUGAAGCUUAAAGGGUUAUUGGUUUGUGAGUGUGGUCGAGCUGCUCAUCAGUACAUAAUUUUCAUCUUGGUGAUGCGUCCAAGUGUUUUGGUCCUUUUGGAGUAGUGCCAUUCUUUUUCUCCCUAUACCCUGAUCAAAGGUUUUGUGGAAUUCGUAUUUAGGAUGCUUUGAGCAAGGGAGGAGGGAAUUCGUAUGAAACCAAGGCGAGAGCAUAUAAACUCGACCCCGUGAGGCUGUAACUUGGAGCUAGAGUAAUUUGUAACAGAAACUUUCAUGUAGUUCAUCGUGACGGGUUCCUGUCCUGUACAGAGCUUACACGUGAUGGCAUGAUCCUUAGUCCAUAUACUUCACUUCACGGUGACUUGCUUCAAUUCAUUGUAAAAUUAGUAUAAAGGCAGCACCUCUGGCAUGUAUAGCAUGAUGAGUAACCACGACUAUUGAUACUAAAACCCCUUAGCCGAGCUGGUAUAUUUUUGGCUUUGAUAUCAACGCAACUGAUCGCACUGGCGUACAGAACAGUGUCUUUCUCUCUCUUUGGAUAUAAUAAGACACAGAACUACACUU
Molecule: messenger RNA, 6428 nt
Organism: Phragmites australis (common reed)
Lineage: Eukaryota; Viridiplantae; Streptophyta; Magnoliopsida; Poales; Poaceae
Exons: 21
Coding region: 36-5801 (1921 amino acids)
Biological process (GO): protein targeting to vacuole; endosomal vesicle fusion
Cellular component (GO): late endosome; HOPS complex
Molecular function (GO): protein binding
Source: RefSeq, a predicted model, not a curated record